UACUCUGUGUUUGGAUCGUUGGGCCGAUUUGGAUUGGAUCUAUCAAAAAAUUAAUACCUAUUAGUGUCGAGUUUCGGGCUUUCGGCUCUAGUAUUAUGUGAAUUGUGAACAAUUUCACAAAACAUGCUAUUUUCGUGGUUAAGACAUUACGCGUUAUCAAGAAGUUAUGCACAAACUUGUCGUCUUCUCAAUUCUUAUCAGCAAACCUCUAAAAAUUACGCUAACAUUCUUGGAAUAGAAACAUCCUGCGACGAUACGGGAUGUGCCAUUAUCAAUGAAAAUGGUGAAGUAUUAGCAGAAACUUUGCAUUCGCAGAAUUUGAUACAUUUGCGUAAUGGAGGCAUUAUUCCAGACGUUGCUCAAGACUUGCAUAGAAAGUAUAUCGAACCUACUGUACAUGAAACACUAGAGGCGGCUCAAUUACACUGGUUAGAUAUUUCAGCUAUAGCAGUUACGUUAGAACCAGGUCUUCCCCUGAGUCUUGCCAUAGGGAUGAAGUAUGCAAAGCACUUGUCAAGGCAAUAUAAAAAACCUCUUAUACCCAUUCACCACAUGGAAGCACACGCUUUAGUUGCCAGAAUGCAAAAUGAAAUAUCCUUCCCAUUUCUAACCCUUCUCAUAUCAGGAGGACAUUGUUUACUAGCUGUAGUGCAAGAUGUUAAUAAAUUUCAACUUCUCGGUGAAAGCAUUGAUUGUGCACCAGGAGAAGUAUUUGACAAAGUAGCAAGAAGAAUGAAGUUGCGCAAUAUACCAGAGUAUUCACAACUCUGUGGAGGAAGAGCUGUGGAACUGGCUGCUUCAAAAGCAACUAAUCCUCACUUAUUUCAAUUGCCACUCCCUUUAGGUGAUUACAAAGAUUGUAAUUUUAGUUUUAAUGGCCUGAAAACAUCUGUGAUGUAUCAACUUUAUAGAAAGGAAAAGGAACACUCAAUCGAAGCUGACAAGUUAAUACCAGAAGCUAAUGACUUAUGUGCUGCAUUAUUGAUGACUACAUCUAGGCACUUAGUGCAUCGGACGCAAAGGGCUAUGGAGUUUUGCCAUAGAAACAAAUUAAUACCUGGUGAUAAAAAACAACUAGUUGUCUCCGGUGGUGUGGCAUGCAACAACUACAUUUAUAAUACAUUAACAGAGCUAUGUUAUGAGUUUGAAUAUCAAAUUUAUAGACCUCAACCAAAAUUAUGUACAGACAAUGGUAUCAUGAUAGCAUGGAAUGGUUUAGAGAAAUGGCAAAGAAACAUAGAUAUUGUUACAAAUGUGAAUAGCUUAGAUAUAAAAUCUGUUAGCCCUUUAGGUGAAAGUCUAAUAUCUAGAGUUAAAGAAGCUAGAUUACCAACAAAAUUACUAAAAAUAAAAGUUAAAUUAUGAUAA
Messenger RNA from Maniola jurtina (meadow brown), 1368 nucleotides. RefSeq names its product probable tRNA N6-adenosine threonylcarbamoyltransferase, mitochondrial. The transcript has a single exon. The record is from RefSeq and is a predicted model, not a curated record. Lineage: Eukaryota; Metazoa; Arthropoda; Insecta; Lepidoptera; Nymphalidae. Gene Ontology annotation, cellular component: mitochondrion. Bases 124 to 1365 code for a protein of 413 amino acids. Gene Ontology annotation, biological process: tRNA threonylcarbamoyladenosine modification.